This is a messenger RNA of Eremomyces bilateralis CBS 781.70, 1295 nucleotides long. Its product is annotated as Nicotianamine synthase. Gene Ontology annotation, molecular function: nicotianamine synthase activity. Bases 1 to 999 code for a protein of 332 amino acids. Gene Ontology annotation, biological process: nicotianamine biosynthetic process. Lineage: Eukaryota; Fungi; Ascomycota; Dothideomycetes; Eremomycetales; Eremomycetaceae. The record is from RefSeq and is a predicted model, not a curated record. The transcript is spliced from 3 exons.
AUGACUACCCCAACAGACCGAACCGCAACGGUUCCAGUGCAGUUUCAAAAGCCGUAUCGAGGAUCUGUGGCGGAGACUUCUGGCCUUGUUACCCCUCCGGAUGACACGGGCAGUCCGCCGACACUGCAUGACGAUAGCGCUCGAGAGGAGGCUCAUGAUAUAAUAGAGCGGCUGGUUGGAAUCUAUCACCAAUUGCUCGCACACCGAUCCUUGGCUCCAAGUGCAGAGGUUUCCGAAACGUUCGGUCGUCUCGUGCGUGCAUGCAUCGAGCCUCGCAGCAAACAGACCGUCGAACUCGUCUUGUCGGAUCCGGUCCUGAACAAGAUUGCCUCGAGCCUGCUCAAGCUGUGCUCUGCUGGAGAGACAGAGCUGGAACUGUCUUGGGCUGGACGCAUUUGCCAUCUGCUGACGGACAGUUCCGCAGCACAAGAGACGCUGCGAGCGUUCCCCUAUUACGACAACUAUGCCAGGCUCAGCCGCCUCGAAUGCGCCAAUCUCGUUACGCUAUUACCCUCGGAUCCAACAUCCAUUGCAUUCAUUGGAUGCGGUCCCCUUCCUCUCUCGUCAUUCUGUCUGUCUGACCGAUUUCCCGCCGCGCGAAUCAAUAAUAUCGACCACGACGUGACCGCCAUCAGCCAUGCCGAGAAACUAUCCAAUGCGCUCGGAUACGAUCAGGUUACGUUCACUCAUGCAUCGGCGGCAGAGUGUGGGAGCCUUCGGACGUUUGACGUCGUGCUCAUGGCCGCGUUAGUCGGGAUGGACCAGGGCGAGAAGAUGAAUUUGGUGCGGAAUCUCGCGGCGGAGAUGCGCCCUGGAGCGAUCCUGUGCAUCCGGAGCGCGCAUUCGUUGAGGUCGUUGCUCUAUCCGACGAUUGAGAUGUCCAUUCACUGCCUUGAUAUAGGACUGAGACCACUUCUGGAGGUUCAUCCGUGGCAUGACGUCGUCAACUCGACACUAUUUACGAGUGUAGAGAGGACGGAUGCCGGAGAUGACAGGUGAGCAUGACGGGGCACUUGGGUGUUUUUGAGCUGUGCAUCGAGCUCCUGGAUGAGGAAAUAGAACCUCCAUUUCCUCCUGGUGAUCAGAUGUGUCGUCCCUUGUUAGAACUAUCUCAGCUAGUUCCCUAAAUGCAGAGAUCGAGAGAGAGAGGGCGAAAUUUGGGUGGAAAAUAGUGUGCCACUCGAUGAAAUGGAUUAAAUCAACGACUGGAAGCAUGAAACAAUGGAGAGGGCUUCCAUCAAAAUACGGGACGCUGAUGAAUCCAGGUCGGGUUAAUAGUAAGAAACUGGUUGGAG